Molecule: messenger RNA, 7095 nt
Organism: Macrobrachium nipponense
Lineage: Eukaryota; Metazoa; Arthropoda; Malacostraca; Decapoda; Palaemonidae
Exons: 2
Coding region: 414-821 (135 amino acids)
Source: RefSeq, a predicted model, not a curated record
CUGGGCGCACGUGGUUGCAACAGCAACACUCUCAAGCCUUCCGCUCUUCCCAUAUCCUGCCCACGCUGUCUUCCCUCGACCGUAGUGUACAGAUGAGCUGACUCUACUAGAAGGUACUCCUAAGGAACAAGAACUGCUUUUAGCCUAGGAGGACAUAAGUGAUUAAUGUGUAAACUUCCUGAAAAUGUUUGAGGAUACCGAUUGAACCUGCAGAAACCCCUACGACUGUGGAUAAGGAAAUACAGCAGAGAUACUGAAGAGACACUACAAGAUUGAUUAUAUAGCAGUCAGGUUAGAUAACACUGGAUAAGUUGUGAGAAGAAAAACAAAGAAAAUUACAAGUAAAAGCAGAUAUACUCAUAGAAGUGUAAAUUUUGUCGUUGUUGCUAUCCAAAGAAACCGUGGAAUCACCAAUGAGUUGGAAAGCUCUCUUCUGGACUUUGCUCCUAAUUGUGCUCACAGUCAUGAAGGUGGUUGUCACCAUCGUGAUCACCACCGUCAAGACCAUCCUGGUCAAGAACGACUGGCUGUGGGUGGAGGUGGGCCAUAUGAUCGUCUCCUUCGUCAACCAGCUCUUCACCUUCGUCGUCGACCUCAUCAACAUGCUCUUCAGCCACGUCUUGGCCACUCUGCUCUACGACAUCACUAACUUCAUCUACGGCAUCUUCAGCCUGGUCGUGUCUCUUCUGUCGAAGGCCAUGACCCUAUCCUUCUGGAUCGUUCGGUACGUGGUCAGCCGCUGGAGGGAGGUAUCCUUUCAGUCGAUCAGGAAGGCCAACCUUACCGAAGAGUCUACGCUGGCGCUGGACGACAGAAGCUAGUAGGAACGGUUGGCAACGGGGCUGAACUGUACAUAUGGUGUACAUUAGCAUAUACCAUCCAAAUACCAAGUUAUUAAUGCACUGAAGUUAGAAGCAAAAUGGAAACUUUACAGGACUACUAAACUUUUUAAGGGUGAUGAAUGUGCGGGGUUGAUAAUUAGCCUUAGACUGGAGAAAUUCUACUUUUAGCAUCGUGUGCUAUCUGUCUGAUUACAAUAUGAAUUUGUAUUCUUAUUAUUUAUUGUUAUGGGAGACAGAGAAAUAGUGAUGAAUAGUUACUGAAUCAGAGCAAUACGGACUUUCAGGCAGUUCACUUUUUUUUUUUUUUUUUUUUUUUUUUUGUCUUAGUGUUAGCUAGAAAAGUAACAAACGAAACUAAUUUUAACUCCGAUGGUAAUUAUUCAUAAUCAAAGGUGACCCUCUUUAAUAACAUUAGUCUUAAUAAUUUUCUUCAUAAAGUUAUUUAAACAAAUUUCUGUGAUCACUAUUAUAGUACUAUUUUUUUCUUUUAUUGGAGCAUGAACAUCUUGACACAACACACCUGUUUAUGGUUAGCAGUAUAAGGGAGAUUUAUCAUCUCAAAGAAUGACGUUUGUUCCAGUUCUCAACUUAUCUAAGGUGAGGAGAGAAUCUAAUGAUAGAAUUCAAAUGCGUCUCGACAGGCUACUCGAAGCCUAUAAACUUAAUAUCAUUUUACAGCGCUUUUUUGGUGAAAAACCCGUUACCUCAGACAAUUUUAGUCCCUCGCAAGACCGACUUUAGAUCAAGGAGAUGUCAAAGGAGCUGGUUUCUGGCAUCUUAGGAAAAAGAUUAUCACGUGCACAUGCACCAGUAAUUGAGUUUAACCUGUCUUCUCUACUGAAGUUUCUUAUCAACCCUGAAACAUUAGCACUUAGAACUGUAAAUAGGAUUAAAAACUGUGGCUGUAAAUGAAUCUAGAUAUUAAAAUAUAUCUGUAGCCAGCAUAUUUAACAGUAAUUUCAGAUUGUAUAUUUUUAUUUAUCUCGAUUCCAAUCAUUUAUGUACAUAAGAAAAUUAUUGAUUUCCGUGUUGAUGUAACAUACUUUCGCCCAGUAGAUAACAUGUAACAUCUGGCAAUACCUUGCAGUAUAUACCUUUUAUUCAAAAAUUCCGUUUCUCCCUUGUCUCCUCAUUUUCCCGCGCAUCAGUAUCGCCACGUACAAGGGAGCGUUCAAAAACUCCACGAACCCAACCUAAAAACCGCCCGCGACAUCCGCUCGGAAACGUCAUUUAAAAUAGUGUUUUCUGAACAAUUAGAAUAAUAAUCGCUAUAUUCUUUUACUCUCUCGCAGCGGAUGAGAUAACUGUGAUUGUAUACUUAGUCAAUUACUCUAUUGAUCAUUCAUUCGACAACGUGACUUUCAAAUAUGUGAUAAAAGACGGUUACCGAUCUCGAAAUGGCUCUGGUCCUAGGCCGAUAGUAGCUGGAGUCGGCGUGAUUUGGCUAAAGCUUAGUCCCUGUCACAAAGCUCUUGGAGACCAAUACCGUUCCUUAAUUUCAAUUACACCCGUUUUUCUAUUAUCGUGUUCGUGUGUUUAUAUCAUUAUGUAGAUCCGAAGCCUAGAGAUACAAGAAACACUGUAUUUACUAUUAGCAAUCUUAGGCCUAUCUCACUUGAUCCAGCCCUGAUCCACAAGGUGAUAGUAGAAAGACCUACUUAUGUAGGUUUAAUCUUGAUAAAACUCCUCAAGCUCUGUGACAGAUAUAGGCUACGGCAGCGUCACUCGCAUUCUCCAAGACGUUCCGAUUAAGUAGAGUUUCUAUGAAGUUACCUAUAGCAACUGCAUAUUCCUGGACUUCCAACUUACCCGGCCUUUGAUUAUAGAUCAACUUCUCCAUAGCAUCUAACGAUUCUUGAAUUCACUUCACAUGACAUUCGAACACUAAAGUCUUCUGUAACUUCAACUAUCGAGUUUGACACAUCUAAAGAUUCGAACGCUUACGAAUGCUUCGGUCUAACUCCCUCGUAGUCUCCUUGUCUCAUUUUUCCCGCCUUGACUGUUCUUCCCGAAUUAUAAACGAUAACGAUACUGAAUGAGACAAAUAUAGUUAGAAUAGCGACGUACUCAAUAUCUUAGACGGCGGCUAGACUUAGAAUAAAUCAAUAUAUGGUUUGGUGUUGGCGUUGAAAAAGUAUAAUUACUGUAAACGCGAUAUUGUAAACCGUAUUUAGUAAGCUUUGCGGUUAAACCCAGUUAUACAUCAUGACAUUAUUAUCAGCAUGAAAGUAUUAGUAUUGUCUCUUGAUGAUUAAUUUUUAGAAACAGUUGUACUCUCGAUUUACAUAUAGUUUCAUCCUUAUUUAUCAUCUAUUUAGGUAAUAUAUUGUUCUAUGAUAGAAUAAUCAUGAAAUCAAUUUUAUCAAUUCUCUUAAUGUCAUGUUAUUUUAGUCAUACCAAAGAAAAAUGUUAAUUUUUUUAAGUUAUCUGUUUUUAUUUCUUAAUCUGACAAAUCUCUGUUGUAAUACUAAUUCUCAGUUAGUAAGAUUUUACAUUGGCCGUAUUCGAAUUAGUAAUUAUAUAUCGAGUAUCACGGCUGUUCAUAGUAAUUUUCAAAAUCUGUAAGGAUAUGUUAGGAUUAGGUAUAAUUAGAGAAGAAAUGGUGCCAUUCUAUAUAAGGGAUAUAAUGUGAUAUAUCAAUAGUGUUAUCCAAAGUACAUAUUCAGUUCAGUUAUGUCUAUUAGGUCAAAGGAAGUCAAGUUACCGUUGUUGUUUAUCGAUGAAUUAAUAUUAGUUAAAGAAUUUCACCCCUUUACAAGGGAUAACAAGUGAUAUAGCAAUAGCCAUGUAUAUGAUGCUCAUUUAGUAUGGAUGUAUAAACAGGGUCGAAAGAAGAAUUUGCUGUUGUUUAUACUGGUGAUUUUAAGAAUGUUGUUCCCGAAGACUCUAGUGACCCACGCAGGGAACUAGAUAUAUCUUGAAUACAUCUGUUUUAAAAUAUCUGUAUGUGUAUCUAUAUUCAGAGUUUGUUUCCCAUAACUGCAGGAUAAUACGAGAGAGAGAGAGAGAGAGAAUUUCCACGCACUUUGGUGAUAUUAUUUUCGACGUAUGUGUGUAUAAUAAAACACAAUUGUUUAGGCACACAUACACGCAUAAGAUGACAUACGUUCAUAUAUUCGUACAAGCACCCGUCCAACGAUGGGUGCGUGAAUGUGCACAUAUAUGUGUUUAUAGUCUCAACCAAAAAUGAUCUACAGAAUAUAAUAAGAAAAUACAUCUAAUUGUAUAUAUAAUAUCUCACUUUUGUCAGGAAACAAAAUAUAUGAUAUAUAUAUGUGUGUGUGUGUAUAUGUAUGUAUGUAUGUAUGUAUAUGUAUACACACAUAUAUACUAUAAUACAUAUAUAUAAAGAAAUAUGGAUAUUCAUUACAUUAUUACUAUGUUGUACAAUAUGAUUACUAAGUGUUUUAUAUGGGUUAAAGAUUAUAUAUCUGCCUUUAUAUAUUUAUUGUAGUGUCGUGUUAAUGUAUUUCUCUGAGAUUUAUCCAUAUAUUGUAUAUUCAAGGCUGCACCUGGAACGAGAACUUUAAUCCAGAGAUUUUGCUUUUCGGAUAUGUUUUUCAUGUUGGAACAUUUUCCUCUAUUUCCCGUCAAUUUUUUCCAAAGACUAUCUUAAAAAAAGCGAAGUUGAAACGAUAUUAACUUUGCCAAAUAUUUUCUUAUGUCUGUAUAUGAAAAUACUCAGAUUAGGCCUAUAUUUAAGAACUAGGGAACGUCAUGUGAUCUCACUGACCUAUGAUUCGACCGACCGACCUGACAUAUACCUCACCGGUGACCUUAGGCUUAAGCAUUAUGACCCUCCAAUCUGUAACAGCACAUCCUUCGUUCCUGGUAACAGAUUCGCGUGUAUUUUCACCUAUGGAAUUUUUGCAACAACCAUUCCAAGUAAACUGACUCGAGGUAUAAGCUUGGCAACUGUUUUAUGCUAGUUUCCAAAUUAGCUGUUUAGUGACACAUGGCAACUAUUUCAUUUAAAGCGUUUGAGAUCGCUUCAUGCCAACCGUUCCCAAUACACUAGUUGGUGACGUUCGUACGUUGCGUCAACCAUUUCAUAUAACCAUUACAACUAUGAAUACCGUUUUAUGAUUUCAGCAACUAUUUCCUGCAGACUAUACUAAAUAAGCCGGCAUGGGCACCCGUAGCAUAUUUUCCAAGAGGGGGCAAAUUAUAUAUACAUAUAUAUAUAUAUAUAUAUAUAUAUAUAUAUAUAUAUAUAUAUAUAUAUAUUAUGCAGUGGAAUUGCGAUGUCAAUAAUUUAAGUGAAGCAAGAUGCGAUAAAGAAAAAAUACAGUGUUACGUUGACUAUAUUUCUAUAGUUCCAUGUACUGUUCAGCUGAAUUCAAAUAUUUCUGGAAAGAACAAAGCAGUUAUACGUAUACUGUAUAGAAAUAUUAUACAGUACAUCAUGAUACCUUUAAUUCACUUAAACUGAAAGAAUAUAUUGUAAAAUGGAAGGAAAACAAAGUGAUGACGUUAAAUGUAAUAAAUGUAAUAUAUAUAUAUAAUUUUUUCCAGGAUUUCAGUAGGGGCAAGUGCCCCCUCUUGCCCCUUUGUGCGGGCGCCCAUGUAAGCCGGCAUGUGACAGCAACUAUUUUUUGUAUGAUGGGAAACUUCAUUUUACUUUUAGCUUUUGCGAGAGAAAUGCCAUCUUUCUUUACUUGACCUGAGGACUUACAGAACGUCCCAUAGAUAGUUUGUACCAGGAGGCAUAUUCCCCAACUGUAACCGAGUGCCGAACCUUCCCUGAAAAAGCGGGACGCCAUAUUUCAAAAACUAACCAUAGAAUCUUCUUGAAAAUAAUCUCAUUGUAAUUCCCAUACCUAACUGCUCUCAUUUCUUCAAAAUGUAACCGAUCUUGACGUAACCUAGGGGUAUGGCAAAAAAAAAACCGGGGUUAGUGCAAUGCUAUACAUCUCGGGAAUUUGCUACCCGGAGAUGGCUCCCAGAAGGCUUAUAAUACUGAAGAUAUAAGUAGAAAGAUUUAGUAUAUUGAUGAAAAGUUUUUGUACAGAAAACUCUAUCUCUGUAAAAGCAUGCAUGAAGGGACAGGCUCGAAAUUAUAUCUAGGGUAUAACCGAAAACCAGAUUUCAAUGAAUGAUUUAAAAAGAUUAUUUUCGUUAGUCUCACUGCGUACACAACCUUAUGAGCAAGAACAGCCUCAGGAGAAUGGAACGCCCUGAUGUGAAAAGUGUGAGACCAGAACCAAGAAAUGAGAACUAUUUUAAAUUGCAAAAGAAAACGAAUAGAAGGAUCAGGUAUGAUUAAGGGAUACAUGAAAUCAGCUUUAACCAGUAGACUAAAAUUGUACCAUAGACUUACCAUGACCUAAGUAACUAACCGAUGAAAUAACUCUUCAGGUGCUGGAUUUUCUAAAUGAGUUAUGACGUCACGAGAUCCACGAUUGCUGUUAUGAAGGACCUUUGUCAAAUAAUUCUAGCCGACUUAUUUAAACAGUGUAAAAGGGGGAGGUUGUGGAAUAACCAGAAACGUUAAUUACAAAUUGCACUAAAAGUAAAUGAUAUCGAAAACCUUUAAGCUUAAAGUAAGCCUAGCAGUUUGAAAGGAAAUCCUUAAAAUUCCAAUAUGAUACUAACAUCCCCUUAAAGAAACCGCUGGCAUACUAUACAAAGCCUUAGAAAUUUUCUAAAAGCUGGUAAUAAUGGGAACUCUAAAUAUGAACGGAGAAAAGAUCACAAACCUUUGUUUCAGAUAUACAUAAAAGGAUUAAUAUUUUUUAAAGCCUUUAUACUCCCCCCCUUCCCCUUCUCUCCCCCCCUUCCAGAAUUCAAAGACUCAAGCACAAGGUUUGUGACGUCCUAACUUCUUUUGAUGAUUGAGACCUUACUUCCUCCCUGCUAGUGCCUUCUUUUCACGGUAAGGGCUUACCUUGAUGUAUGCCUCUCUCUCUCUCUCUCUCUCGCUAAUCCCUUCCUUCUGCUGUUUGCGCUGACGGAGAGGAAUUAAGUUUUAUAAAAUUAACAGAUGCGUAAAUAAUAUUUUUUUUUAUUAUAUCGUUUAAGAACUGGCGAAUAUCUCAUGGGUUUGUUUUAAUUAUACGUUUAUAUGUUUUUUUUAAUAAACAUAAAUAUAUGUAGAUAUUUUUCUUUACUGGUGCUAUCCUCUCUCUCUCUCUCUCUCUCUCUCUCUCUCUCUCUCUGUAAGAGUUAAGGUACUAUUUUCAUUCGAGAUAAAUAAUCUGCCAUUUCAAACAUGAAAUCAAUGUCUUUUCAGUUAUUAUUCUAAUAACCUUUU